CACAACUUCACCCACGUGUUUUCCAUCGUGGUGCACCAACACCCUCACACACCCUCGUGCUCAACACACACCAACACUCGAACACACAACGAGCGAGGAUGGGCAGGCAGUCGUACAUGCUGUUUGCGAAGGAUCGCAUUGAUCCUCGCAAGAGCACAAAGGGCGCCAAGUAUCAGCACAAGAAGAAGAAGGAAGAGAAGGAGGGCAAGCAGGCACCAGCCAAGGAUGAGCAGGCAGAGGACCCUCAGCAGACCCACACGGCCAUCCUGAACAAGGUGCAGGCCAUCAGCAAGAACAUGGCCACGGUGGGCACCUUUGAGUCCGACGCGCGUCCAGCAGCCGCAGCCGACAAGCCAAAGCCCCAGUCAAAGAAGAGCAAGAAGAAGGCCAAGCAGCAGGCAGCCGCCAAGGCCCCGAAGCCCCUCAAGGCCGCCGACGCCGCCGCCGUCGAGGUGUGGGACGAGGACGACGUCGCCAAGAACAAGCUCGCAGCCCCCGCACCAGACGCCGAGGAGCAACAACAGCAGCAACAACAAGUUGGACCCUCAGCCCUGCGCUCCACAAAGCAGCUGUACGCCCUGCCAUCACGCAAGGAGCUGGAAACGCUUCGCGAAGCAGACAGCCUCUUCAAAUCCGGCCUCUUUCGCUUCCAGAUGGAAGAGUUGCUGAAGCACGUCAAGGCCGCCAAGGUCCCCGAGUACGUACAGGAGUGCGUCAACAACAUUGCAGACUCCCUCACCUGCUUUGAGACAAUGAAGCAGAUUAAGGUGCGAAAGAACAAGGUUGAUGGCAAGUACCCGGUUCCAUUCCAACCGCCGCUUCAUCCAAAGGACCUCGAUGGCGAUCUUGCGCUCGACCUCAAGCUCAACGGCGGGACCGAAUCCCGCCAAUGUGCCGUUGAGUAUGUUGGCAGCGUUCGCCGGUCGCUGCUUGCACAGCCGACGCUGGACGUGGACGUCUGCAUUCAGAUGCCGCGCGCCCUCCUGCAGCACCAAGACCGGAAGCGGUUUCGGUAUCUGUACAAGCGCGCAGCCUUCCUUGCACACAUCGCCGGCAUUGCCGCUAAGCUUGACGGCAUCCACAGCGUCACGUAUGAGCGAUUCCAGGGGGAUGAGCUGAAGCCCGUGCUGUGCAUCACUCCUCUCAAGAGCGCAGCCACAAGUGCGCGCCCGAAGCCGGGCCAGCGCAAGGCCGCAAAAGGCGCUGGCGACGACAACGACGACAACGACGGUAAUGGCAACACGGCAGAUGGCGAGCCGCGACCAAGCCGUUUCCGUAUUGUCAUCCACGCCAUCGCUCCAAAGGACUUCUUCAAGCCGAACCAGCUUGGCCCGAAGCACAACACACUCGACUGGCCAGAUCUGCACCUUCUGUACCCGCAGCACAAGGACCUCGACUUUGGCACACAAACCACAGGCACGGCGACGCCGCGGUACACGCUUCGCAUCUUGCAAGAUGUGCUGAUGAUGGAGCACGCAAAGUUUGUCGCCAACGCGACGAAGGAUCUUGGGCCAAACUUCAAGGAGGCCGUCCUCCUGCUCAAGACGUGGUUGCGCCAGCGCGGCAUGAACUCGCGCACAUUUGGCGUCAUGAACGGUUUCACCGCCACCAUGCUCCUCAUCCACCUCAUCCAGCAGCGACAGGUUCCUCGCGAGGCGAGCGCGUACCAGAUGGUGCGGAAGACAAUGGCAGUGAUUGCAUCAAGCAAGUGGAACGAAGAGCCGCUCGCCAUGAAGCACUACAUUGACGUUGGCGCUGUUCCGCCCCCAAUUGAGGACAUCCAGCAGGCCUUCCUCGUCACCUUUGUUGACCCGUCUGGCUUCUGUAAUCUCCUCGGCCACAUGACCAUCGGCCAGUACGAUGAGCUGCGGUUUGAAGCAGCGCGCGCCAUCAAACUACUCGACAGUGACGAAACAAACGCGUUUUCGUCGCUGUUCCUGUCGCCCGUUGACCCGCACUACAAGUUUGACACGAUGAUCCACGCGCGCCUCUCGCCUGAGGUUGUCAGCAAGUACCCUGCGCAGCUGCUUGACCGUGCCGGCAACUGGAUUGACCUUGCCAGCCGCCUCCUCCCCGUCCUGCUUCGCCGCGGGCUCGGCGACCGCGCACCCGUUGUUGUAGCGCUGCCCACGCCGCAGCAGCCGUGGAAGAUCACAGGCGCUCCGCCGUCGUCCAUCUUCGCCGCACAGGAGCAUGUCAUCAGCAUCGGCGUUCUCCUCAACCUGGAGACGUGCUACCGCACCGCCGACAUUCUGCCGUCCACGGACGAGAGCGACGUGGAGGCGUUUGUCAACUUCUGGGGUGACAAGGCCACGCUGCGGGCUCUGGCCGAUGGCUCCCUUCGCCACGGUGUCGUGUGGGACUGCGCGCCCCACCAGCGCCACCUGCUCGUCAAGUGGAUUGCCCUGCACGUGCUUGCUCGCCACGCCAAGCUUGACGCUGCGCACGUUGCCAUGCAGCCGUUCUUCUUUGAGCCCGUCCUUGCGGGCGCGGGCGUACCCGCUCCCGGCGCACUCGCGGCAGCGUCAUCGGCACCGACAACGGACGAAGCGCCAAAGCCCCGUGACGACAACGGCAUGGUAGCAUCGCGGCUUGCCUCCGAUGCGUUUACGGAGCUGGUGAAGAUGGUGCGGCGGCUUGAUCUCCCGCUGCUCGUGCGCGACCUGCGCUGCGUGUCGUCGACAUUCCGCCUCACGGACCCGUUCCCGCAGGCGGCCACGGCAGCCACGGUCGCCGGCGCUGCCGAGCACGCAGGGAAGGCGGUCAACACCAGCGGCGAGUGGCAGCCUGUCAUGGAGGCGAUUCUGCAGUUUGAGGGCUCGUCGCGGUGGCCGGACGACAUUGGCGCGCUGCAGCAGGUGAAGCUGGCGUUUCUCAUUCGAAUUGCGCGGCUCCUGGCGAAGAACAGCGAGAGCGGCAGCAGCGAGGCGCUGACGACGCGGCUGACACGCCAGUACCUCGAUGUGCACUUCCGCGGAUUUGUGUUCCGCAUUGUCAUCUUUGUGCGACAGGAGCUGACGCUUGUGCAGAAGCAGGCGGCGGAGUACACAUCAUCUGCAGAGCAGGUGCAGGGUGCCCAGCGAACAGAACUGCUUGCUGCUGCACAGGACAUGUCGUCACUGGCGCGUAUGAUGCGACGGGACAUGCUGGUGCUGCCCCGCCUCUCCGCCUGGAUCCGCGGAUUUGCUGUCCAGAUGGCCUCCUAUGGCCCCACAACCCGUCUUGCAAAGCGCUGGAUCCAUGCGCACAUGUUCUCGUCAUACGUGCCGGACGAGCUGAUUGACCUGCUGGUGCUGUCGCUGUACAACCACGAUCAGCCGUACGGCGCACCGGGCACCCCCGACGUGGGCUUUCUCCGCUUCCUCCACCUCCUCGCCUCCCACAACUGGAUCCACGACCCUCUCUUUGUCGACCCAGAUGCCUCGUUGCCGGAUGCCACCAAGGCCAGCAUUCGCGAGCGCUUCCGUGAACAGCGACAGAAGCUGCCCAUCAUGUUUGUUGCCACAUCAGUGGAUCCGGACUCUAUGUGGACGCGCGAGUCGCCAUCGAAGCUUGUGUUCCAGCGCCUUGUGCGGUUUGCGCGAAGUGCAGAGGAGGCUGCGGCUGCUGCGCUUCGCUCUGUUGGGGAUGGCCUUGUUGGCGGCACCGUCGGCAACGCCCUCACCAUCUUCUCCACGCCACUCGCCGCGUACGACGUUGUGUUUGACAUUGCCCCCGAGGCGCACGUGCGUCGCACACAGGCGCUGACUGGCACAGAUGAUGACACAUUGUCGUCGUCAUCGUCAGGUGGGGUGAGCAAGCCCAAGUUCAAGAACCUUGAGCUCAAGGGCAAGGUUGGCACGGGUCGGCCUGGCUGGGACCCUGUUGCGCAGCUCUUUGCAGACCUGCAGCGGCAGUUUAAGGACACGGUCAUGUUCUGGUACGACGAGCUCGGCGGUCCUGUCAUCUGCGCAGCCGUCAACCCAAAGGUGAAGCAGCCACAUCCGUUCAAGAUGACGCAGACUGCCGCCACGCGCAUGGAGAAGGAUGGCCAGCUUGUGUUUGAUAUGGAGUCGUUUGUCGCAGAGUGCAUGCAGCUUGGCACUGGCGUUCUUUCCAAGGCCACCAUUCAGGCGUAACUAACUCACCUCACAGCACUCGUGCUGCCCGCGUGUGUUUUUGUGUGUCUGCGAGAUUUUGUAUGUUGUGUGUUGUGUGUUGUGUGUUGUGUGUUGUGUCGUGGACUUACAUGGCUUUGCCCCCCUGCUCUGUCUCUCUUUUUUUGAGUACACCCACGCAAGCAAGGA
Molecule: messenger RNA, 4286 nt
Organism: Salpingoeca rosetta
Lineage: Eukaryota; Choanoflagellata; Craspedida; Salpingoecidae
Exons: 20
Coding region: 99-4118 (1339 amino acids)
Biological process (GO): tRNA export from nucleus; rRNA processing
Cellular component (GO): UTP-C complex; small-subunit processome; CURI complex
Source: RefSeq, a predicted model, not a curated record